AUGCAGUGGAUGAUGGACAGUUGGAGGGCGACCGUGUGGUUUGCCCAGGGCUACAGGCACUACAUGAAGGAAGGCUUCCUUGCCAAGCAACAGGGCUGGGACCCACACGAGCUCGACAAGGACCUCUCCGGCAAAGUGUUCCUCGUCACUGGUGCCAACAGCGGGCUGGGCAAGAGCACCGCCACGACGCUGGCCCGGAAGGGCGGCAAGGUCUACAUGCUCUGCCGCAACCAGGAACGAGGAGAAGAGGCACGUAAGGAGAUCAUCAAAGAAACGGGCAACGAGGACGUCCACCUCGAGGUCGUCGACAUCUCCCUCCAGUCCUCCAUCCGCUCCUUCGCCAAACGCUUCGAAGACAGUGGUGAGCGUUGCGAUGUGCUCAUCAACAACGCCGGCGUGCUGCUCUCCGAGAGGAGCGAGACCAGCGAGGGCAUCGAGACCACCUUUGCCACCAACAUGCUCGGGCCGUUUCUGCUGACCAAUUUGAUGCUGCCAACGCUGGAGAAGUCAGCGCCGUCGCGGGUCAUCAUCGUGUCCUCGGGCGGCGCGCUCACACAGAAGAUGGACCUCUCCGACCCCCAAUUCACCCGGGGCAAGUGGGACGGCUCCCGCGCCUACUCCCAGACCAAGAGGCAAGAGAUCUACCUGACGGAGGAGUUCGCCAAGCGGGAGGGGCAUCGAGGCGUGCGGUUCUUCGCGAUGCACCCGGGCUGGGCCGACACUCCGGGCGUGCAGACCUCGCUGCCGGGCUUCCACGCCAAGUUCAAGGACUCCCUGCGCUCGAUGGACGAGGGCGCCGACACCAUCAACUGGCUCGUCAUCUCCGACGCCGUCAUGACGGCGGCCACGAGCGGUGAUGACGACGAGCGCAAGGCCAAGGGCAAGGCCAAAGCCAAGGACUACGACGAGUACAACGGCAAGUUCUUCUUCGACCGGGAGGUGGCGUCGCCGUUCAUCCCCACCAGCCGCACGCACUCAUCGCCCGAGGAGGUCGAAGAGCUGUGGCAGCUGUGCCUGCGCAUGAUCCAACCGGCCAGCAGCUGA
This is a messenger RNA of Acanthamoeba castellanii str. Neff, 1044 nucleotides long. Its product is annotated as Dehydrogenase/reductase SDR family member 12, putative. NCBI's taxonomy places the organism in Eukaryota, Discosea, Longamoebia, Acanthamoebidae. The record is from RefSeq and is a predicted model, not a curated record. Bases 1 to 1044 code for a protein of 347 amino acids. The transcript is spliced from 6 exons.